AAUUUUAAAAUGAUCCAUUUGAUUCGAGAUCCAAGAGGGGUCAUGAAUUCUAGGAUAAAAGUUGAGCCAAAAAAAUAUGGAAAAAAGAAAUUGCCAAAUAGUGCUCGGUACUUGUGCCAAACAAUGGCGAUUGAUAUGAACAACACGUUCAAAUUGGCGAAGGAAUAUCCCAACAGAGUGACUGUUCUGCAUUAUGAGGAUUUAGCCGAAAACCCAUAUUCCACUACGGCAAGACUUUUCACCUUCAUGGACUUAAGCAUAACGCUGGAAAUUUACUGGUACAUCUUCCAUAUAACGACAGCGGGCACCUCAAACGAAAGAGCGUACGGAGUAGCUAGAAAUAAUUCCACAUCCACCGCCAACAGAUGGAAAAGAGAUUUAAAAUACGAUGAAAUAAAACAGAUUGAUGUUGAAUGUAAGAAUGCUUAUCCAUUGAUUGGUUAUUUACCAGUGACCAACUCAAGCGUUUUA
Molecule: messenger RNA, 471 nt
Organism: Lottia gigantea (owl limpet)
Lineage: Eukaryota; Metazoa; Mollusca; Gastropoda; Lottiidae
Exons: 1
Biological process (GO): N-acetylglucosamine metabolic process; sulfur compound metabolic process
Molecular function (GO): N-acetylglucosamine 6-O-sulfotransferase activity
Source: RefSeq, a predicted model, not a curated record